Messenger RNA from Gaeumannomyces tritici R3-111a-1, 525 nucleotides. RefSeq lists its product as hypothetical. Lineage: Eukaryota; Fungi; Ascomycota; Sordariomycetes; Magnaporthales; Magnaporthaceae. Bases 1 to 525 code for a protein of 174 amino acids. The transcript has a single exon. The record is from RefSeq and is a predicted model, not a curated record.
AUGACCCCAAACGCCCGUUUCACUAGAAAGCCGCUGCAGCCUUCCAAAUACGAUAGGGGCGGGUCUGUCCGACGCUGGAUUAGGGUUGUUUGUUUGUUUGUUUGUUUUCUUUCUCCUCUUUUUCUUCUUCUUUUGUGUGCGGCUCGAAUUCUUUGUCCUUGCUCGUGUUGCUGGCGAAUUCGCCAUCGCGCUCGCUGCUUUGCCUCCCCGACCCCGCCCCAACCCCCCUUUUCCGCAUCUUCAGUGGCCGUGUUGAUGUUUUUUCUUGCCCGUCGCGGGUGGACACAUUGUUCAAACGGGGCAAGGCGCGUCUUGUCCUGUCUCCAGGCUCCGUCAUUCCAGAGUCAAGAGAUCCAGCUGCGCGAAUGGACGGGCCAAUCUCGACGGCCCACGAGACCCCCCUCUUGGGGCAGUGGACGACGGCGGCCUAGUGACCAAGGAAUUCUAAGACAUCGACUCGCUCUUCGGCGGAGUUCAUCUUACACUCUGAUCUUACAGUGGUGGGUCCCCCAACCUGGUGUGUAG